GUGGACCUUGAGGGAGAGCAAAAGAGCGAUAAAAAAAAGAAGUGUGAGGUCAUGUAGCUACUUAAAUCCAGAUGCUUUCACUGAUGAGCAGAUCCAAGAGUUUUACGAAGCCUUCUGUGUUCUGUCUCAUCGACAAACACUCCGAUGUCUGUUUGAUUUUGUUUUCUUUUAUCUCAUUCCAUACACAGUUUCUACAUCAUAAUUGAUCAUAGACGAUGAUGAUGGAUUAGUUGAUUUAUGUAUGUUGGGUUCAUCACUAAAGAAAAGAUAACAAAAGUGAUGAAAUCGAUGGGAAAGAAUCCAAAGGCGAAACAACUUCAAGAGAUGAUGAGCGAUGUCGAUAUCUUUGGCGACGAUGGUAUCAUCACUUUUGAUGAUUUCUUGUAUAUAAUGGUUCAAAACACUUCUCAGGAAUCGGCAUCGGGUGAGUUGCUAGAAGUAUUCAGAGUGUUCGACAGAGACGGAGACAGUCUGAUAUAUGCACUUGAGUUGGGAGAAGGUAUGAAGGACAUGGGGAUGAAGAUAACGGCGGAAGAGGCAGAGCGUAUGGUGCGAGAAGCUGAUCUCGACGGUGAUGGUUUUCUCUCUUUCAUGAGUUUUCCAAAAUGAUGAUUGCUGCCUCUUAUUAGCAUUUUAUAGCUAUGAUAUAAGGGUUUGCACUUAUAUAACUUCUCAAUGUGUAAAAAAUUGAUUGAUUGGUAGUGGCCGUAGGUGCUGUCCACAGCCCUA
Molecule: messenger RNA, 729 nt
Organism: Brassica oleracea var. oleracea
Lineage: Eukaryota; Viridiplantae; Streptophyta; Magnoliopsida; Brassicales; Brassicaceae
Product: calmodulin-like protein 9
Exons: 4
Coding region: 238-609 (123 amino acids)
Molecular function (GO): calcium ion binding; enzyme regulator activity
Source: RefSeq, a predicted model, not a curated record